CGGCCCUUCUCAUCGUCCUCACAGCCCUGAGAUCGGUGCUGGGGUUGCAGAUGGGGAAACUGAGGUUCCAGUCAGCGACAGGCAGGGCUGGGGCUGGACCCCAUUCGGCUGGACAGCCGGCACCACGACCCCCGAGAGGCGGCCGCGGGCACCACGCACGUCAACCAUGUACUGGGUCCUGCGGGCAGCUCCCUGCACACGGUCCCCGGGCUGAUGCUGGGUAAACUGAGGCACAGAGAGGGUCAAUGACCUCUGGGGUCACACGGCCUGGCAGAGCGCAGGUUUGCCCGGGCAGGCGGCCCCGAGAGCCUCCCCCCACCCAUUUCCUGGCCGCCUGUGCAAUCGCGAUCGUGGCCAAUGGUCGAGGCGGGCGGUCACCGGGCUCCCAGAAGCACCGGCUCCGGCGGAGGUGGGGCCUCUGACCACAGGCUGCAGCCGGGCCCCCUUCCCGGCCGUUGGGCGAGGGUGGGGCCGCGGCUGGCAGAGUCCUCCAGGGAGCCGCCAGCCCGACAGCCAUGGGGUGCGGGGCGGGGGGCCGGGGCCGCCUGCUGCUGACCGUGGCCGCUGUCCUGACGCUGCUCACGAGGCCCCCAGGCUCCUGGGGGGCCCGGAUCAUCGGCGGCCACCAGGUGACCCCCCACUCCCGGCCGUACAUGGCGUCCGUGCGCUUCAAGGGCGAGCACUUCUGCGGGGGCUUCCUGCUCCGCGCCCGCUGGGUGGUCUCGGCCGCCCACUGCUUCAGGGACAGAGACCCCCGCGCGGACCUGGUGGUGCUGGGGGCGCACGCCCUGCGCGUCGCGGAGCCCACGCAGCAGGUGCUGGGCGUCUCGGCCGUCGUCAGUCACCCCGACUACCAGCCCGCGACCCACGCCAACGACAUCUGCCUGCUGCGGCUGAACAGCUCUGCUGUCCUGGGUCCUGCCGUGGGGCUGCUGAAGCUGCCGCGAAGCGGCGCCAGGCCACCCAGGGCCGGGACGCUGUGCCGUGUGGCUGGCUGGGGCUCUGUGUCUGACUUUGAAGACCAGCCCCCUGGGCUGAUGGAGGCCGAGGUCCGUGUGCUGGGUCUGGACGCCUGCAACCGCUCCUGGACGGGCCUGCUAAAGCCGGCCAUGCUCUGCACCCACAGUGAGGACAGCCAGAGGCGCGGCUUCUGCUCGGCGGACUCCGGGGGGCCCCUGGUGUGCCGGAACCGGGCCCACGGCCUCGUCUCCUUCUCGGGCCUCUGGUGUGGCGACCCCAAGACCCCCGACGUGUACACGCAGGUGUCCGCCUUCGUGAGUUGGAUCUGGGACGUGGUUCGGCAGCGCCCGCAUGGCCCCCAGCCCAGCCCCCCUGGGGUCCCCGCAGGAGCUGCCUGAACCACGCCGGAUACACAUGGGGGACAGAGAACGAUGCAGAUCGGCUCGACCCUGGAAAGUUCUGCGGCCCACGCAGGGACGCCACGGGGCCCGCAAACCCCUGAGGCCUGGUGUGUGUGGGGUGGGGGGACAUCACUUCCAAACAGAAAGGGACAAAAUAACCUAAUAAAAUGUUAACUGACUAGCCAGACGGGGUCAUCUGCUCCCAGGGCCCGCCCACCUUCCUUCUGGCUUCUCCUUGGUGCCAGUGUGGCCGAGGGUCCCGCUCUACCACUCCCUCCCCGGUGACCUCCAGCCACUGGCUCAGCUUCCUCACUUGGUAGUGGGCUGCAGGCCCCGGGCCCCCCUCCACCCUCCUCUGCUGACCCCUCUGGAUUCACCACCCUCACCCACAGCCAUAUCAGGACGGCCUCCCGGCCUUUGCACCUGCUGUGCCCCUGGCCGGAUGCUGUUCCUCCACUCGCCACUAACCACACCCGUGUAUGGACAGAACCGCGGCUGUGACAGGGCAUGGUCUCAAGGGGGCCGAGCUCCUCGCUCUCUGAAAAUUGCCUGGAAGGGAGGGUGCCCGGGCCCGGAGCGAGGGCCGGGUGGGUGCCCCCUGGUGUGCCUGCUGCAGUAUCAUCACCUAUCGUGUUAUUGCUAUAAUUGCACCCCCACCCCUUCCAGGCCACGCCUCCCUGUCGAGACUCUGACCCACACGGCUUCUUGGGGCUGCCCGCAGCCAUCUCCAACCCCCUUCCCUCCCCUGCCCCCUGGAGGCCUCCUUUCUCUCCCUGGCUGCUGCCCGCUGCCCGGAGGUGGACACCAAGGCCCAGAGCCAGGAGGCGGCUGCCCC
Molecule: messenger RNA, 2196 nt
Organism: Equus quagga
Lineage: Eukaryota; Metazoa; Chordata; Mammalia; Perissodactyla; Equidae
Product: serine protease 57-like
Exons: 5
Coding region: 516-1358 (280 amino acids)
Biological process (GO): proteolysis
Molecular function (GO): serine-type endopeptidase activity
Source: RefSeq, a predicted model, not a curated record